AUGGCCAUUACACGGUUCUCCGUUGUUACUCUCAUAUUCUUCGUACUUUCCAUCACUUUUGUGAUAUACCCCGUCGACAUUCGUUUCCGGCAGCGUCGUUUAUCCAUAAACCUCACCACUGCACCUAUCCUUGCCAUCGCCAUUCUGUGGGCUGCCCAAUGUCUGGGCCCUGCUCAGAUCCGGGAUGGAAUCGUUGGAACUGACGGCGUCAAACCCUACAACAUCCUUAUUUUGUUCUUCUCCCUUGCGUAUAUGGCGAUAACCCUCGACAUUAGUGGGGCACUGCAAGCAACGGCAUUCUGGGUCUCUAAUAAAGGCGGGACUAACGGAAGACGACUAUACUUCUAUUUUUACGUGAUGCUCACGCUCUUGGGCAUCUUGUUGGGCAACGAUCCAGUCGUUCUCUCGGGGACUGUUUUUCUCGUGUACUACACCCACGCUGUCGACCUAGAGCCAUUCCCAUGGAUUAUGGCCGAGUUCGCUGCAGCGAAUACUGCCAGUAUGGUCCUUGUUGUCGGGAAUUUGACCAACGUCGUUGUUUGUGAAGGCUUUUCAAUCAACUUUGCCGCACUCACGCUCUACACAAUCCUCGUUUUCCUUGCAUGCACUGUCGUCUGCUACCUCGUGUUGGCCUACCAGUUCAGAGACGAGCGCCACGUACCCAAGCGGAUGAAACCUAUUCCCAAAUUCGACGUCCGCGGCGCGAUUCGGGACCCCGUGUCUGCAGCUGUCGGUACUGUCUUGCUCUUCUCGUGCAUUGUGGUUAUCAUGGUCGUCAGCUUUUUCAAAGUGGAUGUGUGGAAGAUCACGUUGCCGUUUGCGGUAGCCAAGUUUUUAUUUGAUCUGGUAUGGGACUACGGACGGUCGCACAAGAAGACGGGCUUAAAGACAAACCAAGAGGAGCCAAAUAGAGACUUCGAAAAGAGAAUAACGCCCGCAAUUACGGAGCCUUCGAAGGGCACGCUCCUGCAAAUGGAUUAUGCACUGGCAUCGGUUAAAAGAACGUUUCCGACAGCUUGUACUGCCCUUCCACGGCUCCCAUUUGCCCUGGCGCCAUUCUCGUUCUCGCAGUUCAUCCUUAUCGAGGCGCUGGACCACCAAGGCUGGAUUGAUGUCUUCGGACACUGGUUGGCACGCACAACACGGGACCAGAUCCAUCCUACUAUCUGGCUUGUCGGGGUCCUGGGGAUAAUAUUGUGCAAUGUGGCGGGCACAAAUAUCGGCGCAACCAUCCUUCUUACCAAGAUCGUCCGCGCAGCCUCGUUGUCGGCCAACACUACCCGUGCCGCGGGUAUCGCACUCGCACUGACCAGCAACAUCGGCGCAGUCAGUGCGACUUUCUCCGCCAGCUUGGCGGGCUUGUUGUGGCGGUCGAUUUUGAAACAGAAGCAGAAGCAGAUUGCGAAAGAAGAAGCUCGGCUGGCAAGGGAAAGCGGAAAAGAGGAUGUAGCCUCGUUUGCUCAGAGGUUGGAGCUCAGCCAGAGUGCCUUUGCGCGGUGGAAUGCGCUCCCGCUGCUCGUGAUGACGGUUGCGGGCCUUGGUGUUGUUUCUUUGGAGAUGCUGGUGCUGUAUUAG
Molecule: messenger RNA, 1575 nt
Organism: Mycena indigotica
Lineage: Eukaryota; Fungi; Basidiomycota; Agaricomycetes; Agaricales; Mycenaceae
Product: Arsenical pump membrane protein
Exons: 3
Coding region: 1-1575 (524 amino acids)
Biological process (GO): transmembrane transport
Cellular component (GO): membrane
Source: RefSeq, a predicted model, not a curated record